Molecule: messenger RNA, 907 nt
Organism: Babjeviella inositovora NRRL Y-12698
Lineage: Eukaryota; Fungi; Ascomycota; Pichiomycetes; Serinales
Exons: 1
Coding region: 112-858 (248 amino acids)
Cellular component (GO): plasma membrane; fungal-type vacuole
Source: RefSeq, a predicted model, not a curated record
UGGACGUGUCUCUGGCUCGGUAUCACAUUGUAAUUCACCGGUUUUGUCACCAGAGUGGUGUCACACUUCCAAUCCUUCAACCAAAACGCCUACUUUUGCCAAAUUAUUUGUAUGAUCAUUGCUAUCUGUUGCGUUCUGACUGCCCUUCACUACAUCUUGGAUAUAUCGGUAAUUGUCUAUGACCAACAGUUCUCUAUCUUGAAAUACAUCUGCUACACCCAAAUAUUCGUCACCAGCGAUUUAGUGACUGCUAUUCACCUGGCGAUAGGUGUUGGGCUUACUUAUUCUGCCCUCUCCGGAGGCUAUUCGACCCAUCUUGAUACGCACCUCUUGGUUGCGGGUCUUGCAUUUAAGGUAUGUUCUUUAUCGGUUUGCAUUAUCCUCUGGUUGAUAUUCCUCAGGCGUGUAUUCCAGGCCUCUGAAUUGGUAGAACCCGGAUAUAAACCAAUAUUUCAACACUUAAGCAGCAUUUCUGCCAUGAAGAUGUUCCCGCGUUAUGCCUCGGUGGGGAUUAUCUGUAUCUAUGUCUGUGCAAUUUUCGGGGUGGUGAAAUUUGCACAGGGAUGGAUCGGGUACUUGAUGGUGACGGGGCCAUGCUUCCUCGUUUUAGAUGCGGGUAUGGUGGCUAUAACUGGGGUUGUAAUAUCUUUUCCAGGUGCGUAUCCGAGAAUUGUUGUUGGUUGCGAUAUUUCCGUCAAGGAUGACGAGUGGGUGUUUUCAGUGUUGGGGAAGGAUACAGGAAAGAUCGGCAACCUGGCGGAGUUCCUUCCUGGCGGAGUUCCUUCCUGGUAUUUACCAUGGACCUGUCUAGAUCCCUACUCAUUAAACUGUGUUUCGUUGUUUUAUCACAUAGCCUAGGUAUUAGACAUUGGAUGAGCUGACCGUAUGCGUUAUUUGCAUAAGCAAU